UCCGAUUGGUCAGACACUGACAGUCUGUAAGCCUAUUGGCUGCGGAGAGCGCCGCUUGCCUCCCGCUGAUGGGUCAAGUUAGGUUGCGCAUUGUGUUGGGAGGAGGAGCGCCCAUGUGUCAGGAAGUGCUGCUCUGUGUCCAGUGCUUGGAAAGUGAUGGAAGGAGCCAGUGAUGGAGGAGGGUCGACCGGUCCAGAGCCUGAAGAAGGAGCCGCAGUGGAGUUCCAUGAAGAUGAAGAGAUCAUUGAGGUGCUGGCGCUAAAUGAAGGUGAAGCAGACUCUGAUGACCCGGUCACCGACGUGAUGGACGUGGAUUAUGCGGAUGAAUCACAAGAUGGAGAAAUGGCCGACGAGGAUUCAGAUACAGAUGAUGAGAGUGAGGAGGAGGAAGGCGAACCUCAAGACGACAGCGAGCUGACUUACUCCGAGCACAACGCUCCUAUAUACUGUGUCAGCCUGGACCCCAAAGAGACCAAACUUGCAGUGAGUGGGGGACAAUACGAUAAGGCCUUUGUAUGGAGAAUAAGUGAUGGAGAGACGCUGUUUCAGUGUAAAGGUCACAAGGACGCCGUCAAAUUUGCAGCAUUCAGUCAUGACUCCACCCUAGUGGUUACAGCGGACAUGAAAGGUCUCAUGAAGGUCUGGUGGGUGGAGGAUGGAAAGGAGAUCUGGUCAUAUCAAGUGCCUAAGCUUAAGGUGGAAGCUCCUAGGGAGCAUUACGAGGGAGUAGUUGUCCCUGUUAUAAUCCUUUUAGAGUCAAGGAAAGACAAAUUACAGUGGUUGGAGUGGCAUCCUCGUGCCCACGUGUUACUUUAUGGUACACCAGAUGGCAAUACAUGGAUGUGGAAAAUACCCAGCGGAGAGUGUAAAAGUUUCCAAGGACCAAGCUGCCCGGCUACCUGCGGACAGUUCCUACCAGAUGGCGAGAGAGCCGUUGUUGGCUAUGAGGAUGGAAGCGUACGGAUAUGGGACCUCAAAGAGGGGAAAACUCUGCAUGCCCUGGAAGGCACUGAUUCCCAUAGGGGACCUAUGUCAUGUGUAGCCUGUAACACAGACGGUAGCCUAAUUCUCUCUGGUUCUUUUGAUUGCGACACAAAAAUGGUGAACACCGCCACCGGGAAGGUUGUCGGACUCUUCCGGAUAGAAAGUUACGCAUCCAAGAACCCUAAAGAUGAAGCAGACUUUAAUUCGGUGGAGUGUAUGGCAUUCUGCGAUGUUCUGCCCCUGGUCGCAGUCCUUUACCUGGAUGGAUCCGUGGCAAUUUAUGACAUUUUAACACAGACUCUGCGGCAUCGGUUCCGUCACAAAUCCACCUUAAUAAAGCUCACAUGGGAGGACAUGUCCCCUGUGCUCUACACUUGCUGCAGGGAUGGGGCCAUCAAUCUGUGGGACUCUCAGUCAGGAGAAAUGAUAAUUGAAUAUGGUGGCCACACCGCCGAGAUUACCGACUUUGCAAUUAAUAAAGACUCUUCCAUCGUGGUAACCGUCUCUUCGGAUCACGAGGCAAAAGUAUUCUGUGUGGAUAAACUUGACCGCUAGACACGACCGUCCCUUCACUGUGAAGCGCAGACCCCCCCAAUGUUUCUGGAGCUGGGAGGCUGGAGCUGUAUUUUCUGUUCUGUACAUGUUUCGUAGGGUUGAAUGCGUUUAACUUAACACUGACUGAUGUAUGUUGAUAUAAACACGUAUGUGGGCUCUCA
This is a messenger RNA of Bufo gargarizans (Asiatic toad), 1700 nucleotides long. Its product is annotated as angio-associated migratory cell protein-like. Lineage: Eukaryota; Metazoa; Chordata; Amphibia; Anura; Bufonidae. Bases 157 to 1539 code for a protein of 460 amino acids. The record is from RefSeq and is a predicted model, not a curated record. Gene Ontology annotation, cellular component: cytosol. Gene Ontology annotation, molecular function: protein binding. The transcript has 13 exons.